Molecule: messenger RNA, 2343 nt
Organism: Aspergillus versicolor CBS 583.65
Lineage: Eukaryota; Fungi; Ascomycota; Eurotiomycetes; Eurotiales; Aspergillaceae
Product: putative phosphoketolase
Exons: 7
Coding region: 1-2343 (780 amino acids)
Biological process (GO): carbohydrate metabolic process
Molecular function (GO): aldehyde-lyase activity
Source: RefSeq, a predicted model, not a curated record
AUGCCUGGAGAGGUCAUCGACCGACCGAACCCGGCGCCUAAGCCAUCGCAUGUCCCUGAUCUUGUUUGCGAGCUGCUUGUUCCAGCCCAGAAGACGAAUCUAGAUCAGAGUGACUGUGAUGCGUUGUAUAAGUAUCGCCGGGCGGCGGCGUAUAUUGCUGCUGGACACUGGGGGACAUGUCCCGGGUUAAUUCUCGUCUACUCCCACCUUAACUUCAUCAUCAAGAAACAGAACCUCGACAUGCUGUAUGUUGUUGGUCCGGGCCAUGGAGCGCCUGCGUUGCUGGCUUCGUUGUGGCUAGAAGGGUCCCUUGGGAAAUUCUACCCCGAGUACGCCAAGGAUAAGGAAGGUCUUCAUAACCUCAUUUCGACCUUCAGUACCAGUGCCGGGUUGCCAAGCCACAUCAAUGCUGAGACUCCUGGUGCGAUUCACGAGGGGGGCGAGCUUGGCUAUGCGCUGUCUGUCUCCUUUGGCGCGGUUAUGGAUAACCCCAACUUGAUCGUCACUUGUGUGGUGGGAGAUGGAGAAGCAGAGACUGGUCCCACAGCUACAUCAUGGCACGCAAUCAAGUACAUUGAUCCCGCAGAAUCAGGGGCGGUGCUUCCAAUCCUGCACGUCAAUGGCUUCAAGAUCAGCGAGCGCACGAUUUUUGGUUGUAUGGACAACAGGGAGAUCGUUUGCCUGUUUACGGGCUACGGGUACCAAGUGCGCAUUGUCGAGGACCUCAAUGACAUCGACAAUGACCUCCACAGCUCUAUGCUCUGGGCUGUUGAGGAAAUCCGCAAGAUCCAAAAGGCCGCGCGGUCUGGAAAGCCAAUUAUGAAGCCGAGAUGGCCUAUGAUCGUAUUGCGGACGCCAAAGGGCUGGUCUGGACCGAAAGAACUGCACGGUCAGUUCAUUGAGGGGUCGUUCCAUUCUCACCAGGUUCCUCUUCCCAAUGCCAAGAAGGACGACGAGGAACUCAAGGCUCUGCAGAAGUGGUUGUCUUCGUACAAGCCGGAAAACCUCUUCACAGACGAUGGCGACGUCAUUGACGAAAUCAAAUCCAUUAUCCCUCCUGACGACAAAAAACUUGGUAUGCGACCUGAGGCCUACAAGAGCUAUAUAGCUCCGGACCUUCCAGACUGGAGACAGUUUUGCGUGUCUAAAGGAGAACAAUUCAGUGCGAUGAAGACGAUUGGGAAGUUCAUUGAUCAGGUUUUCGUCCAGAACCCCCACCUUGUUCGAUUGUUCUCGCCGGAUGAGUUGGAGAGUAAUAAGUUGAGCGACGCUUUGAAACAUACCGGGAGGAACUUCCAAUGGGAUGAAUACUCUAAUGCGAAGGGCGGGCGGGUGAUUGAAGUCCUGAGCGAGCACCUGUGUCAGGGCUUCAUGCAGGGAUAUACGUUAACUGGCCGAGUGGGCAUCUUCCCGUCGUAUGAGAGUUUCUUGGGCAUCGUCCAUACCAUGAUGGUCCAAUAUGCCAAAUUCGCAAAAAUGGCCCGGGAAACCAAAUGGCACCACGCUGUAAGUAGCAUCAACUAUAUCGAGACCAGCACCUGGGCGCGGCAGGAGCACAAUGGCUUUUCCCACCAAAACCCAUCUUUCAUCGGCGCUGUCCUCAACCUGAAGCCGUACGCUGCUCGCGUUUAUUUGCCGCCAGACGCCAACACAUUCCUCACCACUGUGCAUCACUGCUUGAAAUCAAAGAAUUACAUCAACCUCAUGGUGGGCUCCAAGCAGCCGACUCCAGUAUAUUUGAGUCCUGAGGAAGCCGAAAGUCACUGCAGAGCCGGUGCCUCGGUCUUCAAGUUCUGCAGUACCGAGGACGGAAUCCGUCCCGACGUGGUGCUUGUCGGAAUCGGUGUCGAGCUGAUGUUUGAGGUCAUCUAUGCGGCGGCAAUCUUGCGACAACGUUGUCCCGAGCUCCGCGUUCGCGUUAUCAACGUGACGGACCUGUUUAUCCUCGAGAAUGAAGGCCUCCACCCUCACGCUCUGAAGGACGAGGCAUUCGACAACAUGUUCACAGAGGACCGACCCAUCCACUUCAACUUCCACGGGUAUGCGGCCGAGCUCAAGAGUCUGCUCUUCGGUCGUCCUCGUAUCCACCGGGCUACUAUUAACGGGUAUAAUGAAGAGGGUAGCACCACUACUCCAUUUGACAUGAUGCUUGUAAAUGAGGUGUCCCGCUACCACGUAGCUAAAGCAGCAGUCACCGGAGGAGCAAAGUGGAACGAGCGGGUGCAGGUGCGACAGCAAGAGCUUUGUUCGGAGUUCGAUCACGAAAUCGCUGAGACGCGGAAAUACAUCGUUGCGAACCGCAAAGAUCGUGACGAUGCGUAUGAUAUGCCCUCGUUUGACUAG